Messenger RNA from Ramularia collo-cygni, 1140 nucleotides. RefSeq names its product related to HUT1-weak similarity to human UDP-galactose transporter related isozyme 1. Gene Ontology annotation, biological process: UDP-galactose transmembrane transport. The transcript has 3 exons. NCBI's taxonomy places the organism in Eukaryota, Fungi, Ascomycota, Dothideomycetes, Mycosphaerellales, Mycosphaerellaceae. Gene Ontology annotation, molecular function: UDP-galactose transmembrane transporter activity; UDP-glucose transmembrane transporter activity. Bases 1 to 1140 code for a protein of 379 amino acids. Gene Ontology annotation, cellular component: Golgi membrane; endoplasmic reticulum membrane. The record is from RefSeq and is a predicted model, not a curated record.
AUGGCAGUUCACCAUCGACAGGCCAAUGGCAAGCUCUCACAUGUUGCCAACGAUGAUGCCACCGUAGCCGGCAAAAAUGAUGUCGCGCAUGAGAGCAGCGAAGAAGUAUCGGCAUCUGCCAACACCAUGAAGCUCCUCAUCUGUGUCGGAGGCAUCUAUGCCUCUUUUCUAACAUGGGGAUUCCUGCAAGAACGAAUCACAACCACAAAYUACGGAACGGAGACGGAAAGAGAGGUCUUCAAGUAUCCGGUCCUGAUCAAUACUGUCCAAUCCGUCUUUGCAGCUCUGUUGGGCUACAUCUACGUCCUGACAACUCGGAAAUCGUCUUCUGAUCUUCCGGUAUUCCCGUCAAAGAAGAUACUAUGGCCUCUCAGUCUUGUGGCCAUCACCUCCUCUCUCGCCUCGCCGUUCGGAUACGCCAGUCUUGCGCAUGUGGACUACAUCACUUUCAUCCUGGCAAAGUCAUGCAAACUGCUACCCGUCAUGUUCCUGCACGUCACUUUAUACGGAAAGCGGUAUCCAUUCUACAAAUAUGCAGUCGUCGCGCUCGUGACAACUGGGGUGGCAAUCUUCACCCUCCAAUCUGGUGGUUCAAAGAAGAAGAGUGCGAGCGGGAACAGUCUCUACGGUCUAACUUUACUCGGCAUCAACUUGUUAUUCGAUGGGCUCACGAACUCGACCCAAGACGACAUUUAUGCGAAAUUUAGACCAUAUACUGGACAGCAGAUGAUGUGCGCUCUGAACAUAAUCUCUACAUUUCUGACCAGCGCGUACCUUCUACUGUCGCCAUAUCUAGCACACACUGGAAUCGGCGCCGUGGCCGGCUUCGACCUCAUCAAAGGCUCAGGCGAGCUGCAAGAUGCAUUGGAUUUUAUUCAACGCCAUCCAGCGGUCGGUUGGGACAUUCUGGGAUUCGCUGCAUGUGUCAUGACACUCUCAACCUUUGGAAGUCUGCUACUCGUAACCGUCACUGUCACGCGCAAGAUGCUGACCAUGAUCCUAUCGGUUGUAUGGUUUGGGCAUGCUCUGGGAAUGGUGCAGUGGCUCGGUGUUGGUCUCGUCUUUGGAGGCAUUGGAAUCGAAGCGCAGCUGAGCAAGAUGGAGAAGCAGCGCAAAAUGAAGGAGAAGAAGGCGGCUUGA